Molecule: messenger RNA, 2173 nt
Organism: Onychomys torridus (southern grasshopper mouse)
Lineage: Eukaryota; Metazoa; Chordata; Mammalia; Rodentia; Cricetidae
Gene: Mest
Product: mesoderm specific transcript
Exons: 12
Coding region: 289-1296 (335 amino acids)
Molecular function (GO): catalytic activity
Source: RefSeq, a predicted model, not a curated record
UGCCGCUCGCUCCGCUCUGCCGCGGCCACCAGCACAUCCCGGUGCAUCUUCGCCGGCUGGCGCAGCAGCCCUCCUCUGCGGCAGCCGCGCCUCGCCAAACGGCGCAGUGCCGCAGGCUCGCCCGAGAGGCCGCUCGCCGCCGCCGCCGCCUCGGCUGCCGCUGCCGCGGGCCGCCCUGUGCGGACCGUGGGCUGCGCCGACGCCACCUCCGAUCCUGUACGGUUGUGGGCGCCUCGGCGCGCCCUGUGCUCCGCAAACCUGCGGCGGGCGGCCUGGGAGAAUGCGGCCAUGGUGCGCCGAGAACGCUUGCGCAGGAUGAGGGAGUGGUGGGUCCAAGUGGGGCUACUGGCCGUGCCCUUGCUGGCUGCGUACCUGCACAUCCCACCUCCUCAGCUCUCCCCUGCUCUGCACUCAUGGAAGACAUCGGGCAAGUUUUUCACCUACAAGGGACUUCGCAUCUUCUAUCAAGACUCCGCUGGUGUUGUUGGAAGCCCUGAGAUAGUUGUGCUUUUACAUGGUUUUCCAACAUCCAGCUACGACUGGUACAAGAUCUGGGAAGGUCUGACUCUGAGGUUUCAUCGAGUGAUUGCCCUUGACUUCUUAGGCUUUGGCUUCAGUGACAAACCGCGACCACAUCAGUAUUCCAUAUUUGAGCAAGCUAGCAUUGUGGAGUCCCUUCUUCGUCACCUGGGACUCCAGAACCGCAGAAUCAACCUGUUGUCUCAUGACUAUGGAGAUAUUGUUGCUCAGGAGCUGUUGUAUAGGUACAAGCAGAAUCGAUCUGGCCGGCUUACCAUAAAGAGUCUCUGUCUGUCAAAUGGAGGUAUCUUUCCUGAGACUCACCGUCCUCUUCUUCUCCAAAAGCUCCUCAAAGAUGGAGGCGUGCUCUCGCCUGUCCUCACGCGGCUCAUGAACUUCUUUGUGUUCUCUCGAGGUCUCACUCCAGUCUUCGGUCCGUACACUCGACCCUCUGAGAGUGAGCUGUGGGACAUGUGGGCUGGGAUCCGCAACAAUGAUGGGAACUUGGUCAUCGACAGUCUCUUACAGUACAUCAAUCAAAGGCAGAAAUUCAGAAGACGCUGGGUGGGAGCACUUGCUUCUGUGACCAUCCCCAUUCAUUUUAUCUAUGGGCCAUUGGAUCCUAUAAAUCCCUAUCCAGAGUUUCUGGAGCUGUACAGGAAAACGCUGCCGCGGUCCACAGUGUCGAUUCUGGAUGACCACAUUAGCCACUACCCACAGCUAGAGGAUCCCAUGGGCUUCUUGAAUGCAUAUAUGGGCUUCAUCAACUCCUUCUGAGCUGGAAAGAGUAGCUUCCCUGUAUUAAUUACUCCCAUUCUCGUAUCUGUAUGUACUCCACUUAGAAGUGCCCAAAAGAGGUCCUGGCAAUCAAAUACCAUUCUUUCAUAAAGUCCAUUUUAUUCACACUGGUGAACAAAUUAUAGAAAAUAGGCAGCAAAGACUCUAAGGAUGACAUGAUAAUCCAUCUCUCAUUCUCUAAAGGGUGACAUGAUAUUCUUCCCCUCAUUAUUACUGUGAAAUCUGACCAAGUGUAUGGAUCUGCUGUUGUUUUGUGUUAUUAGAACAUUCUGAAGAACAACACUUCUCAAUUACGCAGAAAAACAGCAUUGGGCAUUCUUUUUCGUAAAAUACUUUAAAAAAAAAAAUCCCCCCAAUUCUGUGGACUUUGCUGAAAUAUUUAGAAAUGCUAAUUUCUGGCCCAACCCUAAUUGGAAUCCUGUAGUAAAGAGUGAGGGAGGAGCUUGCUUAUCUCCCCUACAAGCUCUCUAUACCACACAGCUAUGAGAAGGAAUAUCUUGUCACACCUUACAUUUAGUUUCAUCAGCUGCUUCUAAUUAUAGACAUUUUGUUGAAACAGACAUUGGCUUAGCAGGCUGGGGACAUAGCUCAGUGGUAGUGUGUCUGCCUAGCAAGCUAAAACCAAGCUUGGGUUCAAUCCCCAGCACUGCCCACCCCCACCCCCCACCCCCAAAAAUACUCACCAAACUAAAGUAGAAUCAUUGGCAUAAAUGAUACAGUGUUCUGAAUAUGCUUUUAAGGCUGAUUAGCAUACUCAAGUGUGUAGUUUAUAGGGGUAUUAAAACAACUGGUCUGUACUUGCUAGAGUAGAGAACCUCAUCACACAUAUAAUUUGUGAAUAAACAGAUUCAAAUUA